AUCAUUCAAUUAUAAACAAAAUAUGCCAGAGCAAUUGCAGAAGUGAUAGAAUGAACGUUCAUUUCGCUCUAUCAACUUUUUCCGGAUGCGCGCUUCUUCUAUUCUGUUUCUUAGCUUAUACGUUUAGACUUACAAGGCGGCAUUAAAGGUAGACCUAUGUCGAAUCCAAAUAGAUUUCGCUGAUCUAUAUUCAAUGACGAUAUUAAAGAGAACAAAGAGACCAAACGGAAAAUUAAUGACCACAAACUGAUGCGGGACAUUCUAUCCCGUAUAGAAUGCAAACCGAUUUUAAUACAUAAAGAUUAAAAAAUAGAUAUUUUAAAAUAAGGAUAUUCGGGACAAGUCUGGAUACAGUUUAAAAUUCGUGACAUUAAGAGGAAGUUAGUUACUCAAUACAUCAAAGUAAAGGAAAUAAAUAAUUGGACUCAACCCUUCCUACUAGAAAUACGGAUAGCCUAUAUACACACGCUAUAUUUUUCAUCUAUUCAUCUUUACAAAAUUAAAGCAAUGAGGACAAAUAACAUAAGAACUACAUACAUUUAAUUAUUAGAAACACCCUCGAAAGCACUAUACAAGAACAUGUUUCUACUUAUCAGCCAAUUUAUUACAAUCCACUUACUUGCGAACCGACUUUUAACAUGAGGUGGAAUUCCUCCGAUGCUUCCCCAACCGUAUAUCCUUCGUUUGGUCAAGUAACAACGGAUAAUCCGGAAUCAUCUCUUCUGACCCCAGAACUGACCCUACCACCAAUCCCUCCUAACUGUCAUCUUCCGGACCACGAUAGCUUCACAUCCGACGAUUUAGUACCAAUGUCAUCUGGCAUUCAACUAUCAAAUCACGAAGACAGCGAACACUCUCUAGAUGUAGAUACAGGAGAGAAGCCAGUUGAAUCGCCGACAACAAUAAGAACAACCACAUCGGAUCAACCUCAGAAAAAACGCAAACGACGAGUUUUAUUUUCGAAAGCUCAGACUUACGAGCUCGAAAGGCGUUUCCGUCAACAGCGUUACUUAUCGGCUCCGGAGAGAGAACACCUUGCUAGUAUUAUCCGUCUAACGCCAACACAAGUAAAGAUCUGGUUUCAAAAUCAUCGCUAUAAAACCAAACGAGCAAGACAGGAGAAAGGAGUCGAUUUAAAUCCACUUCCUUCUCCUCGAAGAGUAGCGGUCCCCGUUUUAGUUAAAGAUGGAAAACCUUGUAUAGGAAACACUAUUAAAUCUCCCGACGGUGUUAAUGACGCGUCGACUUGUGUAGCCGCAAACUGUAUGACUAACUUCAAUUUGGGUGUCCUGCCGACCACCUACAGUCCUACCCUGUUACCUCAACAUCGAUGGUGGUGACAAUAUAGACCAGAACUGUCCAGUGUGUGCCUUAGCCUACGGGAUCCCCAUUCCCUGUCGAUAGUAUCAGGUGCGGGAGUUUGUGGUGAAUGUAUUCAUAGUGAUCAAUAGCACUGACAUUUGACAAAUGAUUGCCUGAUGGCAUUGUCGCACUUAAGUGACAAUGUUAACAUUGCUCUCUUUGUCUUGUUUUUAGUUGUUUUUCUUCUGUGUAGAGUUAAUAGUGUAUAUAUAUUAAUAACUAUGUAGAUUAAUAGAAUAAACGUCUUUUAGUCAAUAUCA
This is a messenger RNA of Centruroides sculpturatus (bark scorpion), 1622 nucleotides long. Its product is annotated as homeobox protein Nkx-2.2a-like. Lineage: Eukaryota; Metazoa; Arthropoda; Arachnida; Scorpiones; Buthidae. Gene Ontology annotation, biological process: cell differentiation; regulation of transcription by RNA polymerase II. Gene Ontology annotation, cellular component: nucleus. Gene Ontology annotation, molecular function: DNA-binding transcription factor activity, RNA polymerase II-specific; RNA polymerase II cis-regulatory region sequence-specific DNA binding. The transcript is spliced from 6 exons. The coding region runs from base 639 to 1340 and encodes 233 amino acids. The record is from RefSeq and is a predicted model, not a curated record.